CCACCCUUUUGUCGUGCUCUGUUCCUUUCUUUCUUCGUACUACAAAAUCCAAGAAAGAAAGAAACAGCCACCAAGAAAACCACUCUCUCACCACCGUGAGUCUCCUCCACCGUCGUCACCUUCCGUAGUCACCACCACCAUCAUCUUUCAAACAAUGCCGGGACCCUUUUCUUUCUUGUCCCGCAAGAAACCCACCUCACUCCCUUUCAAAGACUAUUACGAAAACUGGUUCAACACCCUCAAAAACACCCUCCUCCCUCUCCUCCACCAAUCCCUCUCAUCUCCUUCUCCUUCCCUCCUCCCUUUCCGCCGUGACCUCCUCCUUCAACACUUCCUCUUUUACUACGACUCCCUCGACCAAGCCGCCGCCGUCGACGUUUCUCAAAUUCUUUUCCCUUCUUGGCGUAACUCACUCGAAACCCCAUUCCUUUUCCUCGGUGACCUCCAUCCUUAUCUCUUCACCAACCUCCUCCGUUCAUUCAUCGACGCCGCAAACAACAACAAAACCCAAAACCCAGAAUCACUCGAUAAACCAUAUCAAGUUUUAACAGCUUGGAUUAACCCACCAGAGAAACUAAUCCUACGGAUCGAACAAAUCGAAUGUGGGUUAAGACUAAUGGUUCCCCCAUUGAUUUCAAGAGUAAGGAAAGUCCAAGCAGCUUUUAUUCGGAAAGUUGCAGAGAAAUGGGAUUCAAACGAAGGGUUCAAAAAGAAAGGGACAAGAGAAGCUGUAAAGGCAGAAAUGGAGGAAAUGUUGGAUGUGUUAAUGGGGGCUAAUAGAUUAAGAAGGAGUGUGAUAAUUGAGAUUGUGAAUGCAGCCAAUGUUUAUCAAGGUGCGUUGUUUCUUGAAGGGUUAGCCCAAUUUCUUGUUGGGUUUAAAGAUACGGCAUUGGUUGGUGAAUUUCGAAGAUGUAAGAUGAUGAUGAUGAUGGAUAUCAAUGGAGGAGGAACUCACUGGGGAUUUUGAGAAUUUGGUUUUCAUAAUAUAUAUUAUUCUGGGGAACCUGGAAAUUUUGAGGUUAGUACUUAGUACACCACCAUUUUUCAAGGUUUUAUUUGCUUCAAUGGCUGUCUUUACUUGAAUCAAUUUCACAUAGUUUUAGGGUGUAGUAUCCGAUUCAAUCAUUUUUAGAUACUGUUUGUAAAUUUCGAAGGAUUAAAGAAGGUUUAUAUUAGCUUCCAUUAAGUUUACAAUUUCGACAA
Molecule: messenger RNA, 1203 nt
Organism: Gossypium raimondii (Peruvian cotton)
Lineage: Eukaryota; Viridiplantae; Streptophyta; Magnoliopsida; Malvales; Malvaceae
Product: protein INAPERTURATE POLLEN1
Exons: 1
Coding region: 155-967 (270 amino acids)
Biological process (GO): DNA-templated transcription
Molecular function (GO): sequence-specific DNA binding
Source: RefSeq, a predicted model, not a curated record